Messenger RNA from Nomascus leucogenys (northern white-cheeked gibbon), 2482 nucleotides. RefSeq names its product CD36 molecule (gene CD36). Bases 412 to 1830 code for a protein of 472 amino acids. The record is from RefSeq and is a predicted model, not a curated record. The transcript is spliced from 15 exons. Gene Ontology annotation, cellular component: caveola; cytoplasm; cell surface. Lineage: Eukaryota; Metazoa; Chordata; Mammalia; Primates; Hylobatidae. Gene Ontology annotation, biological process: receptor-mediated endocytosis; lipid storage; long-chain fatty acid import into cell. Gene Ontology annotation, molecular function: scavenger receptor activity; low-density lipoprotein particle receptor activity; low-density lipoprotein particle binding.
CUUUCAAUUCCUCUGGCAACAAACCACACACUGGGAUCUGACAUUGUAGAGUGCUUUCUUUUUCUUUUUUUUUUGGGAGGGGGGUGUGGUUGCAUAUUUAAACUCUCACGCAUUUAUGUAAUGAGGACUGCUGUGUAGGACUUUUCUGCAGAAUACCAUUUGAUCCUAUUAAGAAUUGUCCAAAUAUUGGAGCAUUUGAUUGAAAAAUCCUUCUUAGCCAUUUUAAAGAUAGCUUUCCAAUGAUUAGACGAAUUGAUUCUUUCUGUGACUCGUCAGUUCAUUUCCUGUAAAAUUCGUGUCUUGCUGUUGAUUUGUGAAUAAGAACCAGAGCUUAUAGAAACCAUCUGAAUCAUAUCCAGGAGUUUGCAAGAAACAGGUGCUUAACACUAAUUCACCUCCUGAACAAGAAAAAUGGGCUGUGACCGGAACAGUGGGCUCAUCACUGGGGCUGUCAUUGGUGCCAUCCUGGCUGUGUUUGGAGGUAUUCUAAUGCCAGUUGGAGACAUGCUUAUUCAGAGGACAAUUAAAAAGCAAGUUGUCCUCGAAGAAGGUACAAUUGCUUUUAAAAAUUGGGUUAAAACAGGCACAGAAGUUUACAGACAGUUUUGGAUCUUUGAUGUGCAAAAUCCACAGGAAGUGAUGAUGAACAGCAGCAACAUUCAAGUUAAGCAAAGAGGUCCUUAUACGUACAGAGUUCGUUUUCUAGCCAAGGAAAAUGUAACCCAGGACCCUGAGGACAACACAGUCUCUUUCCUGCAGCCCAAUGGUGCCAUCUUCGAACCUUCACUAUCAGUUGGAACAGAGGCUGACAACUUCACAGUUCUCAAUCUGGCUGUGGCAGCUGCAUCCCAUAUCUAUCAAAAUCCAUUUGUUCAAGUGGUACUCAAUUCACUUAUUAACAAGUCAAAAUCUUCUAUGUUCCAAGUCAGAACUUUGAGAGAACUGCUAUGGGGCUAUAGGGAUCCAUUUUUGAGUUUGGUUCCAUACCCUGUUACUACCACAGUUGGUCUAUUUUAUCCUUACAACAAUACUGCAGAUGGAGUUUAUAAAGUUUUCAAUGGAAAAGAUAACAUAAAUAAAGUUGCCAUAAUCGACACAUAUAAAGGUAAAAGGAAUCUCUCCUAUUGGGAAAGUUAUUGCGACAUGAUCAAUGGUACAGAUGCAGCCUCAUUUCCACCUUUUGUUGAGAAAAGCCAGGUAUUGCAGUUCUUUUCUUCUGAUAUUUGCAGGUCGAUCUAUGCUGUAUUUGAAUCCGAAGUUAAUCUGAAAGGAAUCCCUGUGUAUAGAUUUGUUCUUCCACCCAAGGCCUUUGCCUCUCCAGUUCAAAACCCAGACAACUAUUGUUUCUGCACAGAAAAAAUUAUCUCAAAAAAUUGUACAUCAUAUGGUGUGCUAGACAUCAGCAAAUGCAAAGAAGGGAGACCUGUGUACAUUUCACUUCCUCAUUUUCUGUAUGCAAGUCCUGAUGUUUCAGAACCUAUUGAUGGAUUAAACCCAAAUGAAGAAGAACACAGGACAUACCUGAAUAUUGAACCUAUAACUGGAUUCACUUUACAAUUUGCAAAACGGCUGCAGGUCAACCUACUGGUCAAGCCAUCAAAAAAAAUUCAAGUAUUAAAGCGUCUGAAGAGGAACUAUAUUGUGCCUAUUCUUUGGCUUAAUGAGACUGGGACCAUUGGUGAUGAGAAGGCAAACGUGUUCAGAAGUCAAGUAACUGGAAAAAUAAACCUCCUUGGCCUGAUAGAAAUGAUCUUACUCAGUGUUGGUGUGGUGAUGUUUGUUGCUUUCAUGAUUUCAUAUUGUGCAUGCAGAUCAAAAACAAUAAAAUAAACCUGGCUCAAGCACAAACCAAUUUCUUUGUGUCGUUCUGAUUCAAUAAUUGGUUUCUGGGUGGCCAAUUUGGAAGAAGAAUGGACAUUCUCAAUAAGUUCUAGGCCCUGCAUUCCUGUCAUCCUCAUCCGGGGGAAACACCAUCGUCCUAGUAGCCGCCCUAUUCAGUUGCAACAGUCUCAAGGACCAUCAGCAUAUUGCAUUUCAUGUGCACCAAAUAUUUUGAAAGACAUUUAUAAAUAAUUGGUUUAUGACUCAUAUUUCUCUAUGAAUAUCUUCAUACAGCAGGUAUAACUUCUUUUCUUUAUGGGCUUAUAUAUUUUGUCACUGAUCCUGCAAAUGGACAUCAUUUUAGCACAUGGACAUUUUAGCACACUUUAGCUGUUUAUAUUUUAAGGACCUUCAUUCUCUGUUCUGCAGCUCUUCUGGAAAUUGAGUAAAUUUUGCUUUUUUUUUUUUUUUUUUUACUCAGUUGCAACUUACUCCUGGCAUCUUCAGAAUGCUUUUCUAGCAUUAAGAGAUGUAAAUGAUAAAGGAAUUAUUGUAUGAAACAUUACAAAGAGUAGAAUAUGCAUUGUUAUUAUAAUAUUUUUGCUAUCAUAAUCGCCUCAUAAAGACUGGUUUCAACCAUUAAAAUAUGUUCUUCCUUAAA